UUUUUUUUUUUUUACUUUUUUUUAGUUCAAGUUAUAGAAUGUUAUUGUACAAAAAGACAUCAAUACAAAUAAAAAAUGCCAACCCACCCAUUGAGGCAUUCCCUCUAAAUCACAUAAAAAUAAAAGGAUUUCACAAAACAUGUACAGUGAACAAACAUUUUAAACAUAUCCCUUAAAAAAAAAUUAUAAACAAUUGCCAUGCAAUUAAAAAUACAGACACAGUGGCUCUGUGUAUCUUUGCCACUGAUAAUGGAUGUAUUCUUUUGUCCAAGAAUAAAGACAUCCGAUAUAAAUGUCAAGCUCAGAACCCAACAUAAAGCAACCUUUGUGUUCUAUUGUAUAAUAAUAAUAAUACGUAAUUGUGUUUAAGUGUGCAUUUGUUUAGUACCUUGUGAAAUCAAUUAUUUUUAAAUAAAAAUUACAAAAUUCAAUUCGUCUUGCUUUUUUUUUUGUUUACUAAAUGUAAUAAAACUCUAUUGAUGUUAUAAGGAUUAAUUAACAUAAUUGACAAGGUUCCAUUACACUUUUACGAACACUGAUAGAAAAGGCUCCAAGCUUGGCAUCUAGGGAACAUCUCAAAAUUAGGGCUCUAAUAUAAAACGUUAAACGUAAAGAAGUAACCAUUAGAUACUUUGUGUGGUCUACAUAAUAGAAAAGAAAUCACGAAUCUACUCGUUUUUUACGAAUCCUGACAUAAAUAUCUGUGUGUAGAAAUCCAUUGACACGAUAAUGUACGCGAUACUUCCCCCCAUUUAACACUCAAAUCUGUAAUUUGCAGACGUGCCCUAGUUGUGAGUAAAGGUUGGCCUCUCUGAUUCACGGGUUUGGAAUUUGCAUCUGAAUGCUGUUUGUCGACCAAUGAUUUGACUCAACGGCAGUGUGGACACACCUCGGAUUAGUCAAAGAUGCCUCAAUGCGACCGAAUUAUCUCGUAGGUUGCAAUUAAAGCGAAUUAACGUUGUGUUACUCGGAGAUGGUGAGCCGCGAAGCUGUGUUUCAGGCCUGUAGUGUGUAAAGCGCAGCGCGUGCUGUGCGCCCUGCUCCGUUCCUCCCCGGGAAAUCAGGAACGUUUCUUCCGGUUCCCUGGAGUCCGACAAACAAAACGGAAGCUCAACUGGCUCUGAUCGAGCGAGCCACUCUGCACCAGGGGAAGCUUCUCAAGCCUGCUUCUGCUCCUCUCUCAAGCCUGCUUCUGUGUUCAGUGCUAUAGACGGCUGGGCAGCAAUCAGCAAUCUUCAGAAAAGGGGCAAAGGAAGGAGAUAUUUCGGAGCUUCCCAUUUGCCUGGAGAUGAAGCUGCAGGCAGUUAUGGAGAACUUGCACAGGCAACAGAGGGCCAGACUGCUUAUGGAGAUGGAGCAGCAGCAGCAGACUGGUUCGUUUCAGAACUCGUCCUCGACGGGUGAAGAGCUGAAGCUAAGUUCCACCUCGGACACCGAGCGCGCUCAGAUAGCAGCUCUGGCAGCUAUGAGGGCCGCAGCGGCCGGACUACAGAGACGGCCAAUGGCUGACAGUCCUAGGUCGGAGCACAGCACUGCCGGAGAGGAGGACGACGUUGAAGGAGAUGAGGAGGAGGAGGAGGAGGAGGAAGAGGGAGAGGAGCAUUACAAAGACAUGAUGGGGUCCAGCGAGGAGGAGCAAAUAAAGCAGAAGUGGGACGAGGAUGAUUUUGAGGGGGAGAUGGAGGAAGACUACGAUGAAGACAUGGCUGAGGAAGGCCUGCAGAUGAGCCGCGAGGCUGUCGCCGCGGGUCGAGGCAUCCUGCUGCUGCCUCAUCGUCAGUUCCAUCCGCAAUCUCACUUGCUGAAAGCCCGAUCAAGUCUCGAACCUGAACCGCGGGCUUCAGCUUUCUCAGCUGCGUCUUCUCAAGGCCAACAACACGGACAGGACCACACCGACUGGACCUACGAAGAGCAGUUCAGACAGCUUUACGACCUGGACAGCGAUCCCAAGAGGAAAGAGUUCCUAGAUGAUUUGUUCAGCUUCAUGCAGAAGAGAGGGACCCCAGUGAACAGAAUCCCCAUCAUGGCCAAACAGGUUUUGGAUCUGUAUAUGCUCUACCAGCUGGUGACGGAGAAGGGUGGCCUUGUGGAGGUCAUUAAUAAAAAGUUAUGGAGGGAGAUCACCAAAGGUCUGAACCUGCCCACCUCAAUCACCAGCGCUGCCUUCACUCUCAGAACACAAUACAUGAAGUACCUUUAUCCGUAUGAAUGUGAAAAGCGGGGUCUCAGCAACCCCAAUGAGCUGCAGGCUGCGAUAGACAGUAACCGGCGGGAGGGGCGGCGCCAGGCUUUCGGCAGCUCCCUUUUCUCCUACUCGCCCAACGGGGCUCCCACAAUGCUCUCCUCUCCUAAAAUCUCUAUACCCAGCAUUGGCAUGGCUGUGGGCACCAGCGAUACCCCACUUUCAUCCGUUCAAAAGGUCAAGAAGGAAGAUGAUGCUAGUGCACAGUCCGGGAGACUGCCCGGCAACCUGGCCGCUCAGUCUGUGGCAGCAGCUCAGGCAGUGGCGGUGCAGGCAGCCAUGGCGGCUCAGGUUGCAGCGCUCGAGCAGCUGAGGGAAAGGCUGGAAUCCGGCGAGCCACCCGAAAAGAAGAUAGCACUUCCUACAGAGGACCACCAGCGGCUCCUGCAGAGGGCACUACAGCAGAACCUGCUAGCCAUGACCACCCAGAUGCCCAUGAACAUCCGUAUCAACAAUCAAGAAAGCAGACCAGAUUCUGCCCUCAACCUCACAAUGAAUGGCCUGAAUAGCAUCAGCAUGUCAGUGGAACUCAACGGUGUCGUCUACACUGGUAUGCUUUUUGCUCAAGCUACCGGUUUAAACUCCUCAGGAGCAGCUAACAAGCCGGCUGGAGAUCGUAGUACCUCUCAGCAGCUUCCUUCUUCUCAGACACCUACCUCAUCCAGCUCCACCAACCCGUCACCCUAAAUACGUCACAACCUCCCUGUCACAAAGCUAGCUAAAGCCAAAUAUCAACCUCAUUUUUUUUUAGAGCCUAUGCCAAAAAGAAAAAAAAACUAGCAGGAAUAAGCAAGUUUCCAGACCACUUGACAUACACUAUCUCAGGUUCUCACUUUUUUUAUUCACUCUUUUGUUCAGUAGCCAAAAUGAACUAAAAGAUUACAGCAACAAAAGAGUCGAUGGUUAAUAUAGACCUAUAUACACUCUCUCUCUCUCUCUCUCUCUCUCUCUCUCUCUCUCUCUC
This is a messenger RNA of Silurus meridionalis, 3206 nucleotides long. RefSeq names its product AT rich interactive domain 3A (BRIGHT-like) (gene arid3a). The transcript is spliced from 10 exons. Gene Ontology annotation, biological process: regulation of transcription by RNA polymerase II. Gene Ontology annotation, molecular function: DNA binding. The record is from RefSeq and is a predicted model, not a curated record. Gene Ontology annotation, cellular component: nucleus. Lineage: Eukaryota; Metazoa; Chordata; Actinopteri; Siluriformes; Siluridae. Bases 1289 to 2929 code for a protein of 546 amino acids.